AGUUGCCGGCGGGACGGCCCUCCCCGCACCACCAACCAAUCACAACCAGCAAGAGCCGGCCAGGCUGCGGGAACUAGACCCGAGAGGCACAAACCGGCGCGUUCCGCCUGCGCAGCUGACUUGUGGUUCCGGGGGCUUCCGCGACGACGCACCGCCAACCGGUAGGAGCCGCCCUCGGCCAGCGGGCUCGGAGGCCAAGACCGGUGCCUCGACUUCGCCGCCCACCGCCACUGACCACCCGACCCGCAGACAUGGUGGAAGCGGAUCGCCCGGGGAAGCUCUUCAUUGGCGGGCUCAACCUCGAAACCGACGAGAAAAUCCUCGAGGCCACGUUUGGCAAGUAUGGCUGCAUCACCGAGGUGCUCCUGAUGAAAGAUCGAGAAACCAGCAAGUCCAGGGGCUUCGCGUUCGUCACCUUCGAAAGCCCGGCAGACGCCAAGGCCGCCGUCAGAGACAUGAACGGCAAGUCCCUGGAUGGUAAGGCCAUUAAGGUGGCCCAGGCCACCAAGCCGGUGUUCGAGAGCGGCCGGCGGGGUCCGCCGCCGUCCCACAGCCGCCCGAGGGGCCUGCUCGGGGCCCGCGGCGGCGGCGGCGGCCCACGGCGCCCCCAGUCCCGGGGCGGGCCGGCGGACGACGGCGGUUACGCGGGCGACUUCGACCUGCGGUCCUCCCGGGCCCCGCUGCCUGUGAAGCGCGGGCCGCCGCCGCCGCGCAGGGCCGGCCCGCCCCCGAAGAGGGCCGCGCCGUCGGGCCCGACUCACAGCGGAGGCGGUGGAAUACGCGGGCGGCCUCCGGCCGCUCGGGGGCGAGACGGCUAUGCCGGGCCGCCGCGCCGGGAGCCCCCGCCCCCGCGCCGGGACCCGUACCUGGGCCCCCGGGAGGAGGGCUACUUGCCCCGACACAGCUACUCGUCGAGCCGCGACUACUCGAGCGUCCGCGACCCCCGGGAUUUUGCUCCCUCGCCCAGAGAGUACACCUACCGCGACUACGGCCACUCCAGCGCCCGGGACGACUGUGCAUCGAGAGGCUACGGCGACCGAGACGGCUACGGGGGGCGCGACCGCGACUACCUGGAUCACCCGAGUGGAGGCUCCUACCGAGACCACUUCGAGAGCUACGGGGACCCGCGCAGCGCCGCCCCUGCACGGUGGCCCCUGCCAUCUUACGGCGGCGGCCGCUACGACGAGUACCGCGGCUGCUCGCCCGACGCCUACGGUGGCGGCCGGAGCGAGCGCUAUUGGAGGGGCCGCGACCGGGCAGGCAGAGCUGAUCGCGGGCUGCCGCCGUCCAUGGAGAGGGGGUGCCCGCCCCCGCGCGAGUCCUACAGCGGGUCCGGCCGCAGGGCCCCCCUAGGCGGAGGCCGCCUGGGAAGCUGCUCGGAGAGAGGGGGAGACCGGAGCAGAUACUAAGCAGCAAGAGAGUUGGGACCAAAAUCCGCAUUCAAAGAAGCUGCCGAAAAGCAGAGACUGGUCUAUGGUAACUACUCAAGGACUAGUGCAAGGAAGAGUUGUUUUUACGUUUUAAGAAUUUCCUGUUAACUUUCUCUCCAUAAUUUUUUUUUUUUUGGUACUUUUGAGAGGAAAAAGUUAAAACUCGUUUUGAUUUCGUUUUGGAAUUGUUAACGUUUCUUUCAACAAGUUCAUUUAAAAG
Messenger RNA from Balaenoptera musculus (blue whale), 1650 nucleotides. RefSeq names its product RBMX like 2 (gene RBMXL2). The transcript has a single exon. The coding region runs from base 252 to 1409 and encodes 385 amino acids. Gene Ontology annotation, biological process: positive regulation of mRNA splicing, via spliceosome. The record is from RefSeq and is a predicted model, not a curated record. NCBI's taxonomy places the organism in Eukaryota, Metazoa, Chordata, Mammalia, Artiodactyla, Balaenopteridae. Gene Ontology annotation, cellular component: spliceosomal complex. Gene Ontology annotation, molecular function: RNA binding.